UGUCCUUCUUGUGCUGAGGAUACCAGAACUGCACACAGUGCUCCAAGUGGGGUCCCACGAGAGCAGAGGGGAAAAGAUAAUAGAAUCUUCUAGUAUUUAAUUCUUGGUCAUAAAAAUGGACACAAUAUUUUCUAGAUGCAACAUGAUCAACGUAAAGAAUUCUAAUAUUUAAGAUGUGCAACUUUUUCCUCUGCAGUUAUAAAUAAAAAUUUUAUUUUCCUAAAGUCUGGUUUUAUUUUAAAAGUCAGGUUUAUAAGUAGUUUGGCCCUUGGUAUCACUCAAAUACAGAAACUCACUUAAAUAAAACUUCCAUUAAAAUAAACCAAAUUUUAUCUGAGCAAGAACUUUUGAGAUCUAGCUCCUAAUCUGCACUAUAUGUUGGCAUGUUUCCUUCUUGGAGACAUCAUUUUGCUUUGCUUCCAGCAGUUAACAUUUCUUUUACAGAUAAAAAACAAAACCCUGAUGAGAGACUACAUAUAGCCUAAGGGAUAAGGGAUGGGUGUCUGCUGAAUUGCCAGUGUCUAUUGGAGGGUCACCAUCUUCCACAACUAUGUAUUGCAUUCUGAGACCUUGCAAGAUGCUUAGCAUUUUUAACAUCCUUUGCAAAAUUCUCCAGUUGCAUAAAUCACUCAGUGGGUAUUAAGACUAAAAUGGAUUUAGAACUGUCCUGCAGUCUUCCAGAAAUAACUUUGUACAAGAUGAUGGAUGACUAGGAUGUUCACAAUGUUUACGGAUAGUCCUGUGAGGUGGAAAAGUAUUUCCAUAAAAUAAGAUCAUAGGUAUCUCCAGCAAACACUUACUCUCUUAAUCCUCGCUUAAAUAUCUGCUGCUGACUGCAUCUGGUAGUUUAUCAUUAAAUAGUAUCUUCUCUGUAUAAUGGCUUCUGUAUUUGAUGUUCAGUGCGAACAGGAAUGCACAGGAAUAUUCCUGGAAUCUGAACUUUUCCACAGACUGGGCAGGAUUUCUGGCAUGGCAGAAAGAUUAUAGAAAUUUCACUGUGUGGAGUAACCUGUUUCUGGGAAAUUUCCAUUUCUACCUUUUCCAGUGAGGUUAUUGUUGGGUAGUUAUGAGUACAUACCAGUCACUCACUGUUUGAGAGUGGUGAGUGUGCAAGGCUGUCCUGCUGUCUCCCUGUUUGAAAAACAUACAAUUUCUACACUACUCGAGGUACUUUCAAUACUGUUAUCUUGAGAAUUUUGAAAGAAAAUGUUUGAUGAUGAGCCACAAAAUGCAUAUGAGUUUGGUUUGUAGCUGUAGCUGGUUUCCCACUGCUUUAUUGGUCUUGUAAAUCACUUCUGUUUUAUUCCAAGAAUGAGUAAAAUGGCUCACAACAGUUAGAUGAAACCCUUCCAUUCUGGAAUAGCCUGCCUACAUUCCAUUUUGGAACAGCCUGCACGUUACAGAACAUGCUUCUUAACAUCCAAAAGAGCGAAGAGGCUGUUUUAUAAGUGUUGGUUAUAAAAUAACUUCCAGGCAGCACACUUACAAAACAAGUUGGCUAAGAACUCCAGUAAGCUGCCCCGGGCGGGGCACUGCUGACCUCGAUCUGAGCCCUUUCUCUUCGUCCAGCACAGCCCCGUUAUACCACUGAUGCUCGCCAUGACCCCUGCGCCCUCUGAAACCACCACGUGCAUAACGGCUCAUCCUGAAAACAGCCCACGGUACCCGCGGCUCUUGGUAGUCCGAGUUAGCAUAAAAGGUGCCUUAAUUCCCACUUUAACCAACUACACCUUGCAGAACCUAACGGGCUGUGUUUAUGAAACGGGCGUCUUGUAAAGCACUUGCAUAAUCUGGAGCGCUUUCAGCUGUGACUAGCACUCGGCUGGCGGCAGCCACGCAGCUGCACUCUAUCCACACCUCAGCUCAGGGCGGGCAGAGCUCCAGAAACCCGGCACCUACCCCGAGCUGCACCCCCGGGCUCCCGUACCCUGACACCUCAGGAACGCCGGGAGCAGAGCACCUUUCGGCACCGCCCCACGCACGCGCAGUCAGGACAGCCGGGCCUCCCGGCGACCGCCUGACACCUGCGACCGAGAGCCCUCUGCGUGACUUUCACUCGCUACGUGGCUCCUGACGUCAAGGCGGCGCUGCGCGACGAUUGGAUGCCAGCGUUCCGCGCCCGAAGGUGGUGGUGUCUCGUUGCUGACUGCGCAGGCGCAGCAGCUGCUGGUGGAAGUGCCGGGCCCCGUGGGUACAGGGUUGACGGGGUGUGAGGAGAUCGCGGUAGCGGUGCCCCGGGGUCCUUGCCCCCGUCGCUGCCCGGUACCCGCGGCCAUGAAGAUCUGGACCUCGGAGCAUGUUUUCGACCACCCCUGGGAAACUGUGACAACGGCCGCCAUGCAGAAAUACCCAAAUCCCAUGAACCCCAGUGUGGUUGGUGUCGACGUGCUGGACAGACAUGUUGAUCCUAGUGGAAAGCUGCACAGCUACCGGCUCCUCAGUACAGAAUGGGGAAUACCUUCCAUUGUGAAAUCGCUUAUUGGCACAUGCAGAACAAAGACCUAUGUUCAGGAGCACUCUGUUGUUGACCCGGUGAAAAAAACAAUGGAGCUUAAAUCCAGCAAUAUUUCAUUUACAAAUCUAGUGUCAGUAGAUGAGAGGCUUGUCUAUAAACCACACCCGCAUGACCCUUACAAAACCAUGUUGACACAAGAAGCAAUAAUAUCAGUAAAAGGUGUAAGUCUCAGCAGUUACUUAGAAGGGCUAAUGGCAAACACAAUUUCUUCCAAUGCUAAUAAAGGCCGUGAAGCAUUGGAAUGGGUAAUUAAUAGGCUGAAUGCAGAGAUUGAAGAGUUUGCAGCUUCAGCAAGAGGAACCAUGAGGAGUUCAAUGGCAGCAGCAGCAUUUGUAGAGAAAUGACAGUAAAUAUACCUGUAUUACUAAGGAGGUUUAACAAUCUGAAGCUUCUCUCCAAGCCUAAAUACAUGUAUCCUUUGUUAUUUAAAGGCAUACCUGUGUAUUAGGCAGGUUUAAAAUUUAAUUUGUAGAAAAACUGCAUUCUUACUAAGGAGAUUGAUGGCAAAGCCCAAUUAAUAUAUUGGUUCAGCUGAACCAGAUUUUGGUUACAGAUGAAGAAGUAAUUUCAAGUGUAGUUCCUUAUAUGAACACUAACUUGUAAUGUUCUCAGAUAUGAAAUAGCCUCGUUUAGUGAUGAGGCUGCGUGUGGUGGAAGAGACUGCAUGUUAGGUUAACUUCUGUGAAAUUUUUAUGUGUGCGUAUAACUUAUGGACUACCUCUUUUGGGACCAAGCCCAAAAUUAAGCAGAAUGGUUUGUUCCAUCAUUGUUCUCUUUGUUAAUUCUCUAUAGUUGUGUGAUACAACUUGGUUUAAUAGAAAGUUUAUUACUUGAUGCUUGAAAUACGGAAGAAUGUACAAAAUAUCUUUUGAGAAGCUUUUUAACUUGACUGGUUGAGCUACCAUGGUACUCAAAUUGUUUUGCAGUCAAUAUGGGUAAAACAUACAAAGUGUCUCUUAUCUGUUAAGAUCUAAAUUCUAUUCUAAAGUGCGACAUUAGUGACCUGGGUGUGCCAUAACUGAAAAUAAAAUCCAAUUUGAAACUCCUGUAGUAAGUAUCUCCCUUUCUAAAAGCCUGCUAACUACAGAGAUACAAUAUGCAUAAAAUCUUGCAAGCUGCUAGGAUGUCUAAGAAUAGUAAGUAUUCAUUUCAGAAUUUCAAAGAAACACUUAAAGAUCUAAAAAAUCUUUGUAAAUUUGGCUAAAAAGAUACCUAAACAUAAAAGUAAGUACUAUUAAUGAAUUUUAACAGUAUACUUGUUAAUUUGGUCAUGCUCCAAAAAUAACCUUACAUCAACUGAAUAUUGUGUUGUCCUUUAAAGUGGUUUUUAAGUUCCAGAAGUUCCUUUACCUUCUGAACUAAUUUGCUCAUGAUACAAGGCUUUUUAAAUGAAAACUUUGAGAAUAUAGUGUUCUACAGUUUGUGUUUUUUUUUCUUGGUACUCGUUGUAGAUUCUUGGUACUGUCACCAGUCAUGAGCUGUGGGAGCGUAAAGGUCAGACCCUGACAUCCUCACAUAGUACACCAGCCUGCUAGUAGUCCUCUUGACUCCAGCAGGGGCCGUGAGGAUUCUUCAGUGUGAGGGGAAAAUGGAAGGACGCAGCCCUGAACGAGUUGAUGCUUGUAGUUUGGUGCCAGAGGCUGUUCCUGGAAUUUUGAUUCUAAGCUUGCAAGUGAUUUCAAGACUCUCUUAGUCUUUAAAAACUGUAAUGUCACCUAUCCAGUAUAUUUUAUGUUGCAUGCCAUUUCUGUUAUCAGAAUUCUCUAUUGAAUAGUGUCUGCUAUAUAGAUGAACCAGUGAUUAUUUUAAGUUGUAAACACACAAGAACAUUCUUCUGUAAGAUUUGUGCAGGGGGAAGGAAACAGGUGUGAGUGUGUGUGUAGAAAUAUAACUUUUUUAAAAUAUAACUAUUCUAAAUAUUUUUCUAAAAAGAAAUGGUUUGAGACUCUUACUAAAUUGAAAUCACUAAGCUUUGCCAUGCUUUUAUAGGAGAUUAUUACAACUGAAAUAGCAUUUUAAUUUAAAAGGUAUACGUGAAACUUCUGCAAAACUGUACCAUCAUUUCUGAUAAAAAUACAAUGCUUGAACCUCAUCUGAAAUGUUUAUUUAGCCAUUAGCCCUACUUGGUAGUUUUCCUGAUUUUUCUGCACUAAGGACUGCAUAGUAUGAACUCACAGUUUGCCUUUGCACUGAACAAAAAAAACAACUGUUUAAUCUUGGCAAUCAUUCAACAUCUUGAAAGAUCAUUGUUUUAUUCUAUGUUAUUUAUAUGCCUGCAUUAUCACUCUGCCAGAUAUGUGGCGGUUUUUAAAUAAAACUUUAUCUGAAUUCUG
Molecule: messenger RNA, 4848 nt
Organism: Melopsittacus undulatus (budgerigar)
Lineage: Eukaryota; Metazoa; Chordata; Aves; Psittaciformes; Psittaculidae
Gene: PRELID3B
Product: PRELI domain containing 3B
Exons: 6
Coding region: 2275-2859 (194 amino acids)
Biological process (GO): phospholipid transport
Cellular component (GO): mitochondrial intermembrane space
Molecular function (GO): phosphatidic acid transfer activity
Source: RefSeq, a predicted model, not a curated record